Cladocopium goreaui is the source of this 795-nucleotide messenger RNA. The record is from the annotation of a GenBank genome assembly. NCBI's taxonomy places the organism in Eukaryota, Dinophyceae, Suessiales, Symbiodiniaceae.
AUGCAAGGCCACCAGGAAUCAGUUCGUGGAACGAGGCACUUGUCCCUUCUCAAUCAGGAGAUAUGCAAUCGUGGAUUCAUGCGAUUACUGGGGUUGGGCAAACACAGAUUCCAAACCAUUGCAAGUGCUUCACGGGCUGGGUUGGACAAGUGCCCCAUGGAUGAACGUUUUUUACCACGUGCUGCCAAAGAACCAAGUGUCAAGAGACAAGCUGUGUAUGACUUUCUUCAUGCCUUGUGGGAACAAGCUGGCGAGACCCUGCCUGAUCCAAACCACACUGGAAGCAACAAAAGACCUCGCCAGGGACAGCAUCGGUUUGACGACAAAAGCUUGCCCAGGACUGAUUUGCGUCACAUACCCCCUGGCAAGUUCAUGGACUAUUUGAGACUUUGUCGGUUGGAAAAUCCUGACUUGCUGAUUUCACGGAAACUCUUCACAAGUGUAUGGAUGGUUGACUUUCAGAACAAGCUUCGCAUUCGACAGACUGGGCAUCAUGCGAAAUGCAGCGUUUGCAUUCGCCAUCGCCUCAUAAUCAAGAGGAAAUGUCACUUCGCCAAUUUCUUGGACAACCCUCAUUUGAAGGGCAUCGGUGGAUUGACCCGCGACAGCCUCAUCGACAAGUUCUGGCGGCGAAGAAACGUCGCUCAAAGCCUGUCAGAUGUUGUGCUGAGGACAAAGCGGUUCAUGUCCGAUGCGGAGUAUCAGCCAAAGGUCUUUCUGUAUUUGCCAGCCUGCCAAGCCAUGAAGGUUGCAAUGGCGCCAUCACCUCCAGGCCAAUGGUUUAAUGAUGUUUAA